Molecule: messenger RNA, 666 nt
Organism: Linum tenue
Lineage: Eukaryota; Viridiplantae; Streptophyta; Magnoliopsida; Malpighiales; Linaceae
Source: the annotation of a GenBank genome assembly
CUCUCUGGGUUUCAGUCAUCUGAGCGCCAAUGGCUCUGGACUCUCACAUUGAGAAGGUCCUAUGGACGGCCGGCGAAAUCUCCGACCGCGUCGCCGAGCUAGCCGCGGAGAUCACCUCCGACUGUUCCCCCAAUUCUCCGGCCCCGGCCCUCGUCGGAGUCGCCACGGGAGCUUUCGUCUUCCUGGCCGACCUAGUCAGGCAAAUCAAGCUGCCGAUUUCAGUGGAUUUCAUCCGCGCCGAUUCCUACGGCGCCGGAACAGAAUCCACCGGCGCUCCACGGCUCUCCCUCGACCUGAAGCUGGACGUCACGGGUAAACACGUCAUUCUGGUGGAGGACAUUGUGGAUACGGGGAGCACAGUGGCGAGUCUGAUUGCCCACUUGGAGAAGAAGGGUGCGUCGUCGGUGUCGGUUUGUGCUUUUCUGGAUAAGCCGGCGAGACGGAAAGUUGAGUUUCGGGUUGUGGGUAGUGGAAAUUACUACAGAGGAUUCGAGUGUCCAGAUUACUUUGUGGUGGGAUAUGGAAUGGACUUUGCUGAAGCAUACAGGAACUUGCCCUAUGUUGGUGUCUUGAAGCCCGAGUUCUACAGUUAGCGAAAGACUCAAAUCAGUUAAACAAUUGCGAGCCCGGUACCAAGUAUCAGAACCAUUCUCUGGUUCUUCAAAA